AUGGCCCGAAUCCGAAUCUCACCUCAGAUGUUCAUCUGGCCCUCGUUCUCAUUCUUUGUGUUAUCACGGGCCCGCUUUAAGAACUUCUUUUUAUUUAUAAAAUCGGUAAUCUCCCCAUUGGGGUCGUUUUCCCUUCUGGUCUGGCCUUCUCAUUGUUCCCAAUUCGGUUUAUUAGCUCUUCCACACAUUACCGGUGGCGAAGGCACUCCCCUUAUGGGCGGAAAUUGCAGCCCCUCUUUCGCUUGGUCAAUUAGGGAGCCAAUCAGUUCGGCUAACUCCAUUUUGAUCUUUCUUACUUCUUCAUAUUUUUUUUUUAGAUUAAACUAUUCCUGUUGUUCUGGGCAGGUCGAGACGCGGUCGCUUCGAAGAGCUGGCACCGCUUCCAUCGCCUCCGACGGAAUGAGAACAGCCAUCCAUAAAAGACAUGAAAAAAGAAUAUAA
Molecule: messenger RNA, 441 nt
Organism: Brassica oleracea var. oleracea
Lineage: Eukaryota; Viridiplantae; Streptophyta; Magnoliopsida; Brassicales; Brassicaceae
Source: the annotation of a RefSeq genome assembly